AUGGGUACUUUGGUAGGACAUGUUGCACCAGGACUUGGUUUCUUUCUGUUAGGUCUAUGGCAUCUUUUUAACCAAAUUAAAAUCCACUCUCGCCGUCCAAAUACCUACAAUUCUACUCCAUGGUUUCCUACCUCCAAAAUAAGGUACAUAGAGCUCUACUUUAUUAUGACAGGGAGCUCCAUUUCUGUAGCCAUGGAGCUCUUCGUUGCCCCAAAAAAGCACCAACCAUUAGACACAGAUGGAACCAUACCAUCAAGCCAUCUCCACAACUUUGAACAUUCACUAAUCUCGAUGACCUUCUUUGUCUAUGCAACUUUUGCUAUCAUUCUUGACAAGAUUAGUCCAAAAACAGCUAAGCAUGGCCUAACACAACUUAUUGCAGUUAUCGCGUUUGCGCAAGAAAUUCUUCUCUUCCAUCUCCAUUCAACUGAUCACAUGGGUCUUGAAGGCCAGUACCAUUGGCUUCUUCAGCUUGUAAUCUUUGUUUCACUAUCCACAACUAUUUUGGGAAUUGGUCUUCCAAAGAGUUUCUUGGUUGGCUUUGUUAGGUCGUUUAGUAUUUUGUUCCAAGGAGUAUGGUUUAUAGUCCUGGGUUUUACGCUUUAUACCCCAGCAUUUAUUCCUAAAGGUUGCUACCUAUACCACAAAGAUGGUCGUAUAUUGGUAGCAUGCCAUACUCAGGAGGCACUUCACAGGGCUAAAUCCUUGGUCAACAUUCAAUUCAGCAGCUACUUGAUACUUAGUACGAUUCUUUGUAUGUCGUUUUAUUUGAUUUUGAUCAGGAUUUAUCGCAAAAGGGUCAUUCACGACGUUCAUUAUCCGUUGUUAACAAAGGGAGAAGAAGAGGAAGAGGAAGAAGAAGACUUGGAUGAUGAUGUUGAAUUCCAGAAACCAAGCACGCUUGGCCACUCUAAGAAUUUUAUUUUUAUGUCAAGGUAAUGAAUAUCAGGAUCUUAGGAGUUGUGGGUGUGGUUUGUACUGGGUGUUAUUAAGCUGACUGUACUACUGUUGACCUGGCCUGAUGACAACUAUGUGAAUUGUGUGUGUUAUGAAGUUGUGUGGCUUUACAUUUGUGAUUUGACUGCUUUUAAGCUUUUAGCAUGUGUGUGUUUGUAUUUUCCAAAAGUUUGUGGAAAAGCCGGAAUAAGUAUUUGCAAGUCAAAUGUCACAAGCAAAUUUCACAGCAUAAAUUUCUCAGAAGCAAAUUAUCGAACACUUGGAUGGCUCUACAAUAAUACCCUUAAUGGUUCCCGCCUUCAUACCGUUACGAAUACGGCCACAUU
This is a messenger RNA of Tripterygium wilfordii, 1283 nucleotides long. Its product is annotated as transmembrane protein 45A-like. Bases 1 to 939 code for a protein of 312 amino acids. NCBI's taxonomy places the organism in Eukaryota, Viridiplantae, Streptophyta, Magnoliopsida, Celastrales, Celastraceae. The record is from RefSeq and is a predicted model, not a curated record. The transcript has a single exon.